AUGUGCGAGGGGGAAAUUGCCACCUACCCCGGGCAUGGUUUUGGUCUCUACCCGCCCCCGCCCCAUCCCCGGGGCCGAAGGGAAAGGCCCUGGCUCCAGCAGGUAAAUAAGCCAGCGGGACGCGGUGAGCUCCAGGCACUGCAGGACAAUUCCUGGUGUGACGCUUCCGGGCGCAGGAGAGGCGAGCCCAAUUACUUUGUUAUUAAUUCUCAUUCCGAGAAUAACAAAGAGACUGGAAGAACCUCUCAGGAAGGAGAGGAGAUAACUGUAAAUAGCCAAGAUGGGAAGUUUAGCGGACCCCUGAAGCCCAUGACAUUUCCCAUUCGUGAAGGCCAAGAACCGAGCCAACUUAUCUUCCAGUUUAAGGCCAGUCCUCCUGCUGUGGAUUUCAGACUAACUGGGGAGACAGAUGGAAUCUUUGAGAUACAACCAGAUGGAUUUCUGAUUCUUACCAAAGCGCUGGACAGGGAAACAAGAGCUGUUCACAGACUCCAGGUUGCAGCCGUGGAUGCUCAUGGAGCUACAGUGGAGGGCCCAGUCCCCAUCACGAUAGAAGUGAAGGACAUCAAUGACAACCGACCCAUGUUUCUCCAGCCAAGAUAUGAAGGCUCAGUGAGGCAGAAUUCUCGUCCAGGGAAGCCCUUCAUGUAUGUCAAUGCUACAGACCUGGACGAUCCAGCCACUCCCAAUGGCCAGCUUGUUUAUCAAAUUAUCAUCCAGCUUCCCAGUGUCAACAACGUUAUGUACUUUCAGAUCAACAACAAAACGGGGGCAAUCUCACUUACCCCAGAAGGCUCUCAAGAAUUGGACCCUGUUAAGAAUCCUUCCUACAAUCUGAUGGUCUUAGUGAAGGACAUGGAAGGUCAGAAUGAGAAUUCCUUCAGUGACACCACAUCUGUGGAUAUUUUUGUGAAGGAGAAUAUUUGGAAAGCCCCAGAACCUGUGGAAAUUGAAGAAAACUCAACUGAGCCUCACCCCAUCAAAAUCACUCAGGUGCGGUGGAAUGAACCAGGUGCACAAUAUUCCUUAGCUGGUGUGUCAAGGCUGCCAAAAUUUCCAUUUUCAAUUGACCAGGAAGGAGAUAUUUAUGUGACCGAGCCCUUGGACAGAGAAAAAAAUGAUUCAGUGAGUAAAAUGGGAGAGUGUCAUGGAUGACAAGAAAAAUUCCUGUGCCCACCUACAUAUGUUUUUUAUGCAGUUGCAAAGGAUGAGCAAGGAAAACCUCUUGCAAGGCCACUGAAAAUUAGUGUUAAAGUUACAGACGUUAAUGAUAAUCCACCUACAUGUCCAUCUACAAAGACUGUAUUUGAGGUCCAGGAAAAUGAAAUAAUAGGUAGCAAUAUUGGGACUUUAAUUGCUCAUGACAUGGAUCAAAAAAGCACUGCCAACAGUAUUUUACAGUACAAAAUUGUGGAGCAAAUCCCCACAAUUCCUAAAGAUGGACUUUUCCUGGUUCAAACCUAUAGUGGAGUAUUCCAGUUAGCUCAGCAAUCCUUGAAGAAGCAAUAUGCUCCCCAGUACAACUUAACAGUAGAGGUGUCCGACAAAGAUUUCAAGACCCUCUGUUCUGUGGACAUCAAUGUUAUUGAUAUCAAUAAUCAGAUCCCCAUCUUUGAAAAAUCAAAUUAUGGAAACCUGACUCUUGCUGAAGACACAAAUGUUGGGUCUACCAUCUUAACCAUCCAGGCCACCGAUGCUGAUGAGCCAUUUACUGGGAGUUCUAAAAUCCUGUAUCGUAUUACAGAGGGUGACAGUGAGGGACGAUUGGAGAUUGACACAGAUCCCCACACCAAUGCUGGAUAUGUCAAGAUUAAAAAGCCUCUUGAUUUUGAAACAACACCUCUUCACAACAUUGUGUUCAAGGCGGAAAAUCCUGAGCCUCUGGUGUCUGGUGUUGAGUACAAUGCAAGCUCUUUUGCCACAUUCAGGCUUUUUGUGACAAAUGUGAAUGAACCACCCCUAUUUUCCCAACAAGUAUUCCAAGCAAAAGUCUAUGAGAAUGCAACGAUAGGCACUAAACUGGGCAAUGUGACUGCCAAGGAUCCGGAAGGUCUGAAUAUAAGUUAUUCCCUGAGAGAAGACAAGAGAGGUUGGCUCAAAAUUAACCCUGUCACUGGUGAGAUCUUUAGUGCGGGGAAACUGGACAGGGAAACUGAGAGUCUAUAUCGGGUACAAGUUGUGGCCACUGAAAUAGGUCACUCCUCCUUGGCAUCUGUGGCGAGUUUCCACCUGACCCUAAUGGAUGUGAAUGAUAAUGCCCCACGGCUGGCCAAGGACUACACAGGCUUGUUCUUCUGCCAUCCCCUCAAAGCACCUGAAAGUUUAAUUUUUGAAGCCACUGAUGAUGAUCAGCGAUCAUUUCGAGGCCCACAGUUUACGUUUGCCCUUGGCAGUGAGAGCUUACAAAAGGACUGGGAAGUUUCCAGAAUCAAUGGCACUCAUGCCAGACUUUCCACCAGGCACACACACUUCGAAGAGAGAGUUUACGACAUCUCAGUCCGCAUCAACGAUAUGGGUCGGCCACCCACGGAAGGGACUGUCUCUUUACCAAUUACUUUCUGCACAUGUGUGGAAGGAAGGUGUUUCCGGCCAGUAGAUUACCAGCGUGGGAAGCCCACUGUGGGCAUGGCAGUUGGUAUACUCCUGACCGUUUUCUUGGUCAUUGGUAUAAUUUUAGCAGUUGUGUUUAUCCGUAUGAAGAAGGAUAAAGGCAAGGCUAAGACUGAGAAUGUUCAGCCAUCUGAAGUCAGACCUCUGAGCAGUUGAAUUUGAAAAGGAAUGUUCGAAUUUAUGUACCAAGUAACAUUUCAAUAACACAACCAUUUAGUCCCCUAAUUUUACCUUUCAUCCAAUGUGUGUAUAAUUUUUUACAGCUAUUCCCCCUUGCCUUCUAUUAUUUUACUACUCUUAGGUAUUUCAUGUGCUAUAGAUGCUAGAGUUAUUUUCCAUUUUCCCAUGACAUUUUUCCCCUCUGCAAAACUCUUAGCUACUUAUCCCCAAACAAAAAUGUAUCUAUUUUCCCCCGUAGGAAAAGAUAGGCUGAUUAAAUGUUUUGUACAUUUUUUCUUCGUAAGGAGCUUGGUUUAUCAGUUUUCCACCACAGAACUUCUCAGAUCCCAUUUAUGCUUUUUCCAAUUCCAUUCUUUGUCCCACUCAUUGAUGUCUUCUUGGUAUUUCAUUAAUUUAAAAACAUUUGUCAAGGGAAAAGAACAAAGUGGGGUCUCAGAGAAAAAGAAAUAAGCAGCCUUCUCCCUUAGUGUGAACAAAAACUCUUCU
This is a messenger RNA of Loxodonta africana (African savanna elephant), 3276 nucleotides long. It is a transcript of the gene CDH17, whose product is annotated as cadherin 17. Gene Ontology annotation, cellular component: plasma membrane; catenin complex; adherens junction. Gene Ontology annotation, molecular function: calcium ion binding; cadherin binding. Gene Ontology annotation, biological process: homophilic cell-cell adhesion; multicellular organism development; cell-cell adhesion mediated by cadherin. The record is from RefSeq and is a predicted model, not a curated record. Lineage: Eukaryota; Metazoa; Chordata; Mammalia; Proboscidea; Elephantidae.